This is a messenger RNA of Caretta caretta (loggerhead turtle), 10832 nucleotides long. The record is from RefSeq and is a predicted model, not a curated record. Lineage: Eukaryota; Metazoa; Chordata; Testudines; Cheloniidae.
AGGAACAGCUCCGGCCCCAGACACAGCCCUGCCUUCCAGGGGAGCAGCCGAGCUGGGGCUGCCCUCUGGGGAAGGUGUGCGCUGCUGAGGGGGUGGGGAGCGGGCCAGCCCACACGCCUGUCGCCCAGCCGCCCUUGUGAAUGGCCGUGUAGUGCAGAUGUGCGGAGGAGUGUGAGAAGAGACACCCGUCCCUUCGCGACUGCACAUCGGGCUCGGACACACGCAUCCGGCCAGCGGCGGGCUCCAGUGAGAGAGGACAGCGGCUCGCCUGGAUCUGGCUGGUGAUCCACUAGGAGGCAUUGCUAGGAAUCCAGUGGGUCCCGGGGGUGCCCGAGCGGGAGGGAGCAGUCCCAGCACCUCCUGGAAGGGGAGGCGAUCCAGGGAUUCCCCUGGCUCCCUGCAGCUCCUGCUGGUGACGGAGUAGAGGGAUCCAGUGGCUCCCCUGAGCUCUUGCAAGUGAGAAAGUCGGAGGAUCACCCGGGAACCCCCGUGAAUCCAGCUGGUGACUGAGUCGGGGGGAUCCCCUAGAACCCAGUGACUUCUCCCCCAUCACAUGCUAACAUGAAAGCUGCCAGCCUUUCCCCCUUCUUUGUGGCCACCGUCCUCCUCUCCUUCCCCCCAGCCCUGAGCUUGGAAGAGAGGACCCCUCUCGCCGGCUCCCGGCCUGGGCAGCCGUUGCAGCGAGAACCCCCCAGCUUCUCCCGGCUCCAGAGGAAGAGCCUGGCGGUAGAUUUCAUCGUCCCUUCCCUGUUCCGGACCUACCUGCGGGACCUGCUGCUGGGCGGAGGGGAAGCAGUGGGCUGGCUCCGGGCGCGCUGCAGCCUGGUGCUGGAGUGCUCGCCCCUGCUUCGGGCGGCGAACUCCUGGCUUCCCGGGGCCGGAUCCCCGCAGCAGCCAGCCCGGGCUCGAGCCCUGUCCAAGGUGCUGAAAGGGGGCUCGGUGCGGAAGCUCCGCCGAGCCAAGCAGUUGGUGCUGGAGGUGGGAGAAGGGAGCCUGCGGGAUGGCUGCGCCUGGGACCCGGCCCAGGCAGCGGGCGAAGAAGCAGAGCCAGCUGCGGGCGAGCUGGAGUUUAACCUCACGGAGCUGUUCAGCUGGUGGAUCCGCUCCGGAGAAGGAAGGCUGAGAAUCCGGCUGAUGCCCGAGAGGAAGGCGGCAUUCCUGGGCAGGGAGACCAGCUUAUCCGCGGCGAUCAGAGCCUCCCAGCCCCGCCUUCUCUUUCAGAUCUCCAGGAGAGGUCUGAGCACUUUGGAAUCUCCCAUGAAUAUUCCUUUUCUCCCCCCUGAUUUCUCUGCCUGGAAUUUAACUUGGGUCAUGAAAGAUGCUUCCCCUUUCUUCCCUCACAGAGGACAGCAUGUAUUUGACUGCAAUUUUGAAUUGCCUUGUGAGCUGGAAUAUUCUCCUCCACUGAAGGACGAAGAAAACCACAACAGGACCUGGCACAGAGUGAGUGCAGAGGAGUUAAACCUUUUGCGUGGACCAGAGAGAGAUCACUCCGAGGAUUCACCAAGAGGUUCAUUCCUGUUCCUCAAUACAUCAGAAAACAUGAGCCCCAUCAUCUUGAGCCCCUGGCUGAGGAGCAACAGUGAGCAAUGCACUAUGCAGGUGUCUGUGUACAGGCAUCUCCAACAAAGCGGGAACUAUAUUGCUCGGCUUCUCCCUGCUGACGAAAGUAGCCGUGAAAUCCUGUUGGCCCCAAGUCAAGAGAAACAUGGAUGGGUGCUUCUGCAGAAGAGAGUUGGACACCUUAAGAAACCUUUUCGAAUCUCUCUGGAAUAUGUUGCUAGUGGGAACAGGAGCGUAGCAGCCAUGGACUCCUUUGCAAUGAGGAACUGCAGUGCAGGAUCUCCUUCUGGCUCCAAAAUGGCCCUACAGGGUUCCUUCAACUGCUGGAAUGGAACAGUAAUCAAACUGGGACAGGCAUGUGAUUUCAUCAGGGACUGCGCAGAGGGAGAGGACGAGGGAGAUAUGUGCAAAAAGCUCCCCCCUGGCUUUUACUGUUCUUUUGAAGAAGGGGAUUGCGGCUGGACCCAGGGCUCUCUCGCCUCUCUCACUCCUUCAUGGCAGAUCGGAAACCUGGAGUACAGCCACUUCCCUUCACUAGAAGGUUGUGCAUUCUUGCUAAACACCAGUGAGGUCCCAGUGGCAGAAACAACCAUCAUGACCAGCGCUGUGUUUCCAGCUCCAAUUAGGAAUUCUCCCUGUGAGCUCCGAAUGUCAUGGCUCAUCCACGGCUUCUUGUUUGGAAAUAUUUCCCUGGUCCUUGUCGAGAACAAAACGGGGAAGGAACAGAGCAGGACGUUCUGGCACUUCACUAACAGUGAAGGUUUGGGAGCCUGGCAGUGGAUGGUUUUAUCUCUUCCUGACGUGUCAGACAGGUUUUGGCUUCAGAUCAUCACUUCAUGGGAAGAAGAAUCCGAUGCCAUUAUUGCUUUUGACAAUGUGUCUCUUAGCCUGGACUGUUAUCUAACAAUCGAUGGAGAGAAGACAUCUCGAGAUGCGGCUCCAGACUCGAGCAAUCUAUUCACCAAAGGAGACAGCCAGAAAAGGAUCAGAUUGGAACAAAAGAUUCUGGAGAGCCUCCAACUCAGCACUGUUCCCAUCUCUGGUCCUGCAGAUCAGUGGUUGUUCACCACAUGUGGUGCCAGUGGACCGCAGGGACCCACUCAGACCCAGUGCAAUGACGCCUACAGGAACUCCAAUCUCAGUGUUAUAGUGGGGGCUGAAGGAAUUCUUCAAGGUGUGCAGAUCUGGAGAGUGCCAGCAACCAAUACCUACAGCAUCUCAGGCUAUGGAGCAGCCGGUGGGAAAGGAGGGAAGAAUACUAUGGUGAGGUCCCAUGGUGUGUCCGUAUUGGGGAUUUUUGACCUCCAGAAGGAUGAUGCCUUAUACAUUUUGGUGGGCCAGCAAGGAGAAGAUGCCUGCCCUAGUACUAACCAUGUUAUACAGAAAGUAUGCAUUGGAGAGAAUAAUGUGAUUGAAGAGGAGAUUCGAGUGAACAGGAGUGUCCAUGAAUGGGCAGGAGGAGGUGGUGGAGGGGGAGGAGCAACGUAUAUAUUUAAGAUGGAGAAUGGAGAGCCAGUCCCCUUGAUAAUUGCAGCAGGAGGUGGUGGCAGGGCCUACAGGGCCAAAACAGAUACUUUUCAUCCAGAAAGGCUGGAGAAUGAUUCAUCUGUUCCAGGGCUGAAUGGAAAUUCAGGAGCUGCAGGUGGUGGAGGUGGCUGGAAUGAUAACACUUCCUUCCUGUGGUCAGGAAAGUCCUUGCUGGAAGGUGCUACUGGAGGAAAAUCCUGCCCCCAGGCCAUGAAGAAGUGGGGGUGGGAGACAAGAGGGGGUUUCGGAGGGGGUGGAGGGGGGUGCUCCUCAGGUGGAGGAGGCGGAGGAUAUAUAGGUGGCAAUGCUGCAGCGGACAAUGACCCAGAGAUGGAUGGGGAGGAUGGUGUGUCCUUUAUUAGUUCACUGGGUACUUUAUACACCCCCGCACUAAAAGUGACAGAGGGGCAUGGAGAGGUGGCUAUUAAGCUGCACCUCAACUGCAGCCACUGUGAGCUUGAUGAGUGCCGUGUUGAUCUGGAGACUCAAAAGGUCAUUUGCUUCUGUGAGCCUGGGACAGACCUGGCUGACGAUGGCGUCUCUUGUGUAGCUGACCCCGUGGCUCAUCUCCCCCUCUCCUUGGUUUUGUCUGUCGUGACUUCAGCACUGGUUGCUGCCCUCAUUCUGGCUUUUUCCGGGAUCAUGAUAGUGUAUCGCCGGAAACAUCAAGAGCUGCAAGCUAUGCAGUUGGAAUUACAGAGCCCUGAGUACAAACUGAGCAGGCUGCGCACCUCCACUAUUAUGACGGACUACAAUCCUAACUACUGCUUUGCAGGAAAGACCACCUCCAUCAGUGAUCUCAAAGAGGUGUCUCGGAAAAAUAUCUCCCUCAUAAGGGGUUUGGGCCAUGGAGCCUUUGGCGAAGUAUAUGAAGGUCAGGUGGUGGGGAUCCCGAGUGACCCCAGUCCCUUACAGGUGGCUGUGAAGACAUUGCCAGAGAUGUGUUCAGAGCAAGAUGAGCUGGAUUUCCUCAUGGAAGCUCUUAUUAUCAGCAAGUUCAACCACCAGAACAUUGUGCGCUGUGUUGGGGUCAGCUUACAGGCACUGCCACGCUUCAUCCUCCUGGAGCUUAUGGCUGGAGGGGACCUGAAAUCCUUCCUGAGGGAAACGCGGCCUCGACCGAGCCAACCCUCUUCCCUUUGCAUGCUGGACUUGCUCCAUGUGGCUCACGACAUUGCAUGUGGCUGUCAGUAUUUGGAAGAAAACCACUUCAUUCACAGGGACAUUGCUGCCAGGAACUGUCUCCUUACUUGUCAAGGGUCUGGGAGAGUAGCUAAAAUUGGAGACUUUGGAAUGGCCCGGGACAUAUACAGGGCCAGCUAUUAUCGAAAGGGAGGGUGUGCAAUGCUGCCAGUCAAAUGGAUGCCACCCGAGGCCUUUAUGGAAGGAAUAUUUACAUCAAAAACUGAUACAUGGUCCUUUGGUGUGUUGCUGUGGGAGAUAUUCUCUCUUGGAUACAUGCCUUAUCCUAGCAAAAGUAACCAGGAAGUUCUGGAGUUCGUAACUAAUGGAGGAAGGAUGGAUCCACCCAAAAACUGCCCUGGCCCUGUGUAUCGUAUAAUGACCCAGUGCUGGCAGCACCAGCCUGAAGACAGGCCAAACUUUGCCAUAAUACUGGAGAGGAUUGAAUACUGCACGCAGGAUCCCGAUGUUAUCACCACCGCUUUACCUGUGGAAUAUGGACCAUCCAUUGAGGAGGAGGAGAAGGUUCCAAUGCGCCCAGAAGACCCCAAAGCAAUCCCUCCUCUGGUGGUCUCCCCACACCAAAAGAGAGAGGGUGACAAGCAGGCCCUGCCUUCUCCACCCCCUCUGCCCUCAGCCGUCACAGCUGGAAAACCUUUGGCAAAAGUGGCAGCCCCCGAGCCUCCGGUCCCUGUUAAUGUGCGCCCAGCCCUGGAAGGGGGACACAUCAACAUGGCGUAUGCGCAAUCCACCCUAGCUUCUGAGCUUCAGAAAGGCAGGGGGUCCAGAAAUAAGCCCACCAAUCUCUGGAAUCCAACAUACGGCUCCUGGUUUGCAGAGAAGCCUGUCGUCAAAAACAAUUCUCUGCUGGAGAAAGAGGUGUCCGAGAGGGAGAAUUUGGGGCACGAAGGAAACUGUACUGUGGGGCCCAGUGUUGUGACUAGCAGGCUCCCAGGCUCCUCUCUGCUCUUAGAACCGUCUUCACUAACAGCCAGCGUGAAGGAAGUGCCUCUCUUCAGGCUCCGCCACUUCCCCUGUGGGAACGUCAACUAUGGAUACCAACAGCAGGGCUUACCCCUGGAAGCCUCUGCCCCACCUUGCGCUAGCAAUUAUGAGGACUCUGUCCUUAGAAACAAGAGCCACGUAGCCCAUCAGGGGCCUUGAGAGCCCUCUGCACUCUGACUCUCAUUCUGUGUGGCUCUUGAGCUUGGAGAGUAUUGUCCUUGUCAUCCAAGAGAGAGCAGACAGCGCUAACUUUCAUUAUGUGCCAACUAGCUCUGAAGUGCCACCCUUUGAAGCUGUGUUUUCAGAUAACCCAGAAGCUUCAACUCAUCGGAGCCUCUACUACUACUAAGAAAAAGGGGGGAUAUUAACGUUAACUAUAAGGCCCAGCUUUUGGUUGCAUAAACUUAUAUGCAUGGUCAUUGUCGUGUCGUGCCCUUCCGUGUGCGCUUCUUCUCAAUUGUGUACACUCCGCUUAAAUGUAAGGUCAGGAUUCACUGCCUGAGUGUUUCAUGUUUGGGGUUUUCCUUGCCAAGCUGCCGGUUGCUGUGGAAUGGGACACUUGAAAUCCCCUACGGAUGGCAAUGGUAGGGAAAGAACCAUUUAUUCAAAACAAAAAGGAUAAAACGUCUUUGAAUGAAGACACUGGGGAACAUUCCCAAGUUGCAUUACAGCUGUAACAUAGUCUGCAGCAGCCCUUGAAUAUGCGGUAAUUACAGUAUCAUUGGCAGAGCAAUGGAAAGAUGCCAGUCACACUGUCUGGUUUGUGAGUAAGAUGGGAAGUUAACUAACUGUAGAGGAAGAGAAUGAACUGCAAAAGGAGGAUGGUUUAUAUUUUUUUCAGACCCAAAGCCAAGGACGGUACUGGCCCUUUAAAAUUCUUUCUGUGCUACAGAAAGGAAGCAUUGUGUUCUACAGGAACUUCUUGUUGUUCAGUGGAAUUCAGGUGGAAUUUUACAGGGCCAGGCUUGUGUGAGAGAGAAGUUGAAAAGGCCUUUGCAGUGAGAAGUCACCAGUAGAUGGAAAUACAAAGGUCUGAAAUGCCCUUUGACGUGCCCUUUACUAACGACUCCAACCAGAAGGCUUGACUUUGUACCCCCAUCGGGAUUCUAGGCAGUGUCUGCAUUUCACGGGUUCGUUACCCUUGUUCCUUAAACAGAAUUCUUGUCUGCUAGUCCGUUAAAAGCCCAAAGCUGCACUGACGCAUUCUGUACACCUUGUGCAUGAAACGUGUGUGGUUACAAGAUACACAUAAGAAUUGAAUUCAUUUGUAAAGAUGUACAUUAACAAUUUACAAUAUACUCCGAUGGGGCUGCUGAAGCAGCCGUGCUGCCUAAAAUACAUGGUGCCUAUUUCCAUAGAAAUAGGUCUAUGGGAGCAGCAGCAAAGGAAUAUAGAAGAGAUGGAUCUCGAUCCAAGACCUUUAACUUUGGGGGAGUGGUUCAGCAUCCAAUCUUGGAUCCACACUUUGCAGUAAAUUCUCUAACAAAAGAAACCAGAGCCCCAGAUCAAAACACCCCAGUCUUUGGGGUGUCAGAAAAGGAUCCAAAUCUGAGGACUGUGACCUGAGACACACCCCCCCCUUUAAAGUAUGGGUGCAGUGAAGUUCUUGUCCCUGCUCUGCCUUCCCCCACCCCUCUGGUAAAUAAUGCUGAAGUCUUAGUAGUGUAAUGUUGAAAUUGUGCAUCAAUUUUUUUUUAAAUGAAGCUUAUGUUAGCAGGUUUGAGUUGUGAACUGUAAUGAUUCUGUGGGUGCUUUGGACUUCACUCAUCUGCUACUGGUCUGUCGCAUGUCAUGGCUGCAUGGAUUUCAUGGCUGUAGUGGGGGCCAGAACUCAGGACCGUCGGUGGCAAAUACAGAGGCCUCUUCCACUUGAACUAAAAGGAUGUUUCUGAGCUAUAAGAGUAUUGGGGUUUCUAAUCCUUUCUGUGGACCAGCCACUAGAGGAGUGACUUGCUUACAGACACUGGAACAUCUAGCUUAGCACUGUUGCAUUCACACUACUCUUGCUACUACAAGAAGUGAAGAAUUCUUCUACUGUCUCAGGAAAGACCAUGUGUUCCAAUGACUGAGCUUUACUUUGUACCAUCAAGGCUGUUUGCACUGCAAUAUUAUCCACAUGGAACUGAAAUUUUCUUUAGACAUGUCAGCUUUCUUUUCCUUUUUCAAAAAGGGUCCAGAUGAAUUUUUUUCAAGCAGACCCCAAGGGAAAGCUAUAUGAUCUUACUGCUUUCUUUCACUCCUUUCAAGACAAGAAACCGCUCUGAGUUUUUACUGCUCUACCAGCGUGUAUAAAUGAGGGAAGAACCUAGUCUGCGUAGUUGUAUGGCCUUAAAGGAGCGUUGCUGAAAUUUUAAUAAACUGUGACUGUCCGUUUCAAGCAUAUUGAUCUACAGGCCUGGGACUGCCUGACCCUGCAACUCCAGUUAUUGACAGUUUUCCAAUUGCUUCUGUUAAAAGUAGCAUUUUUUUUAAAGAUGCUUUAGAACAUCAGCAAAGGAAGAUGAACAGAUGCCUGACUAGCCUUUUUCCCUCCUCCCCAUUCAGGGGAAGAGCAAGGAGACAUACUGAUUUCUUUUCUGCCUCUCGCUUGUGGUGUGCAUCUAUAAUUUUAUUGCGGGAGGGGCAUCACCUUAUAUGUGUGCGUCUCACAAUGAGAGCUAAAACCAUUACUACCAUUUACAGCUGGCCCACAUGAACAGCAUGUUUUGGUCAGUGGAAAAUGGGGAAUUGUAAUUUAAAGUUCCUGACAAUAUUUUCUUCUACCAUUCUUGGAGAGACUGUAGGGUAGGAUGAGAUCUUCAAAGACGCACAAACCUCAAACGAAAUCUUCCUCUUGAUAGUCUCUGUGCAAAGUGCUUUGGGCUAGAACAGUGAUGUUCAGAUUGGCACUGGGCUUAGGCGGAGGAGGUUGGGAUCUGUUGAAUCAAGGCUAGGGUUAGGGCUGAGGCUGAAUGGGGUGGAGCAAGAUUUUAGCAUGAGAUUUUGGCCCAAACGUCAGAAAUCUGAGUCGGCAUUUCUCAUGCAGUUUCCAUCAUCUUGCAUAAGCGGUUUCAGCCACAUCCAAAACAUGACCAGAAAUGAGCUGCUUUUGGAGCCAAUGAAGACAUGGAACCACAGAGGUAGGUCUGAAUUCAGCUCCUGACAUACUUCUCCUGGAAUUCAGAGUUCAGAACAUGGAGUUGUGGCUUAUUGCUAAUACAAAAUGUAACCCAUCUGAGCCCCCCGCCCACUCCUAUUAUGAUUGUUACACCAGCAGACCCCAUUUCAGUGUGUCUGUGCUCACUUCCCACCCCCUUGCUGGGUUAGUGAAAACUCUGGGCAUUGCUCUAUUUCUCUGUUCCAGUGUGUAUAAAGGCAUUUACCAAAUCAUCAUCUUUGGGAGCCCUCUGAUGCACUGCAGUAUUCUGCAUGGAGCAGUGCCUGUUACCAGUUAUAGUGACCUCCAGCUUAGUACUGUGUGGACCACAUUCUGCCCUCUGCUACACAUAUACUACCCCCACCCCAUCAAAGGCAGAGAGUCAUACGCAUGCUUUUUAGCCUGUUGCUUAAUUGUAAGCGUCUGAGUAGUCCCGCUGACAAUGUCCUUGCAGGAUCAGGGCCUUAAUAAGAGGCUUUUUUCCCUGCACACUAACCCCAGUAGUGGGGUAACGAAAGGAAACUUCUCCCUGCUGCUGCCUGUUUGUGCUGUGGCUAAAAUAGCAUUUCACACUCCCAGUAUUGCACAGUGCCUGGUCACUUUAAAUGUUUAAUGAUAAUAGUCUUGUCUAAAGGGGUUGAGAGAUGCUGUGGUAAGAGCGCUGCUUCACUUGGAUUAUCACUGCUAUGCUUUGUGAAAUGCUCUGCAGAAAUCAGUUCAGACAAGGAAUUAAAAAUGCGAUGGAUCAAGAGAUGCAUAACAAGUUUUUCCUAAAAGCGGGUGGGAAGGGCAACUUAACAGCUGCUUGGUUUGUUGCCUUUGUCACCACAUAGCACUACAAGGGAGCAGGGAUGAAGUUAGCAGAACAAGUGAAUGGGAUGAAAAACAGGUGGAGAGCUCCGUAUCUGCAUGGUCAUGCAGUGAUUGAUAGAUGGAUAUUCAGGUUUUUUAAAAAGUCUUUUAUUUUAGCUAUUUGCACCCCCAGUCUCCCUUGGAGGAUCUGAAGCUAUUCAGUGUUCAUAAGCCUAAUGCAGUAGGAUCAGUGUAAUUCCACAGUAUUUUCACUGAAGUUCCUCCAGCUGUAUACCAAUAACAAAAGCACUAGUGUGUGUAGAAGAGGGGCUUGUAUGUAGAGGGGGAAAUUGAGGGCUUGCUUCAAACAGGCUCAGUUUUAAAUGCCUGAUCAUGUGAGCCUACAUAACACUUUGACACAUCAUGUCUCCAGCGAGUCCUAACUAAAACACUCGAUGCUAUUUUAAGCUUGUAACAAACUUUUGUCCAGAACUGGUAUUUUAAAAGUCAGUGUGUCUUGGAGUAAGUUUUAUAUAAAAUGUUCAUGUACAUAGUAUUCCCCCCAUUGUGGGCCUUGUGAUUCUACUAUAAACUAUCUCAUUGUAGAUGUCUUCAUAUGUAGCUACCUUUAUGCUACAAUGAAAUGUGGGUAGCAUGAGGGCCUGUAAGACACCCAGUCUAAUGGAAAAAUAACUAUGGCAUAGCUGUAAAUCAUUUAACACUGAAACUGGCUAAUUCCCAUGUGGACUAGACCUAGGAAGGAGUGGUUCCUUGUUGAAUUUCAGUAGGUUCUAGGUGGGUGCUAAGCUGUGUGUGUAAGGGGGAAUGAGAGGAUACCUGCUCAGCCUUACCCCUGCCCACCCCCGCCCAUGUACCUCAUCAGUGUUGUAGGUUCAGGCAGCUAUAAGGUGAAUUACAACAGAGAAAGGAAGUGGCUAUGGCUGUGUGAGAGGGGGACACGGGCCAGGAAGCAUAAGGCAAUGGCCUCCAUCUGAGUUUAGGUUGUUCCACUUCCUGCUGGGACUGGCCCGGAGCUCAUUGGUAGGUUUACUUGAAGGUAGCUGUCUUCAGUUUAAAAAUGGUGAUGUGUUCAGCCUGUAAUGAACCAGUCAAGUGGCGCAUCCAACUGUAGCACCACCUGCUUCCCUUGCUGCGUCUGGGCACAGGCGCUGCCUUGCCACAGGCGCUGCCUUGCCACAGAAGCCUCUGUGGCCUCUUUCUACAGUGCACGCCAGGAUUAGUCGAUUGUACGCUAAGAAGAGUUUAAUUUUGCAAACUGGGCCCUCGAGCUGCCACCAUCAUCUUGGUAAAAGAACCUUGAAAAACUAAUCGUAUAAAAAUCCUUUUAUCUCUGUAAAGACAUCACAUGUUGCCUACCCCAUAUUCCCCAAAGGAAAGUAUCUGCAUCCAGCUUUUCUGGUCUGUAACAAUGCUUCAUUAGACUGUCUAUCACAGGUACAGCAGCUUAUGCAACAUUAUGUAUAAAGGAAGGGCCUAUGCACUUCAGGGAUAUUAAAAACAUAAUAUAUGGUCAUUGAGUAUUUUGUAUUGAAUAGUGUACUUGUAUUGUAAACAAGUGUAGUGAAUCAAAAGGCAUGAAGAUAAAUAAAAUGACUGACUAAUUCCA